Molecule: messenger RNA, 3804 nt
Organism: Betta splendens (Siamese fighting fish)
Lineage: Eukaryota; Metazoa; Chordata; Actinopteri; Anabantiformes; Osphronemidae
Gene: mtbp
Product: MDM2 binding protein
Exons: 23
Coding region: 119-2764 (881 amino acids)
Biological process (GO): traversing start control point of mitotic cell cycle; protein localization to kinetochore; regulation of protein ubiquitination
Cellular component (GO): kinetochore
Source: RefSeq, a predicted model, not a curated record
UGUUUUAGAAGAAGACAACGGUGGGAAAUUUGACACUGCGCGAAAGCUUGUUGUUCGCAGUAGCUCACAUAUCACUCCCAAUAAACAUUUACUGUGACUUCACCGAUGAUAACACGACAUGGAUCGGUACGUGUUGGCUGUUUCCCUUUGUCAAACUGACGAUGAGCCGGCUGAGGAUUUCAAAUGCCUGGAACCAGUGAAGCAGCUCUAUGACAGACUUGUGGACAUUUCAGCUCAGGAAUCAGCAAGAGACAUUUCUGCUUUUCCAGCUUGCUCUUUGACUGGCAGUCCUUCAGUUCAGAGGUGGUACUUUGGUGUUCAGGCUUCCCAUGGCCGAACACAGUACUGCAGCUCAGACUGGGAAGAGCUGGCGACAGGCCAUCUGAAAACUGACAGUGAGGAGGAGAGACCCACUGCUUUAGAGUCAUGUCUCAGCUCUCUGGUUAAUGAAGAGGCACCAGACCAAAAGUCUGACCAGCCAACGCUGACAGACUUGUUAGAAGAGGCUGCUGAAGGACUUCAUUUACUGUCAGACAAGCUCCCACCUCCAGGUAAAGCCUUGUUGGAUGUGCUUGUGUUGGGCUCAGCUGAGCAGUCUCCCCCUGCUAAAGACCUUUUGCCUUUGCUGGGAGCUCUUAAGCACAUGUGCUGCUGGCAUGCUGCAAAAGUCACUGUAGUCACACAGCACACCACUGGGUGGCACAAAGCAGCCUCCCUCCUCAGUGCCAGUCUGGUGAAGCCUGCUGACCUAGAGAUCUGUAUUGACAGCAAGGAGCUGUGGAGAGGCAGCCUGGUUGUCAGAGAGAGGAAGUAUGCGUCCGAACUCCGUUUCGAUGGCUUUGUUCUGUGCUCUCCAGUGCCUCACCUAUCAGGCAUCAGUGUCUUGCAAGGUCCACUCACCUCUACAGACCAUAAACUACAGGCUGAGGUCUUUCAUUACUAUGCGCCGGUUUUAGACUUGGUUCAGAUUGUUAAUCUGUCAGACCUGCCCAGUUUUCUGAUGUCCAGCACAGAAUUUGAACUAAUCCUAUCUGGGAAGUCAGUGAAAGCUAAGCUGCUGCUGGACCAACUGAAGUCUCUACGUGGAAAGGUAGGAGCACUGUUCAGCCUGUCCUGCAUAAUCACUGCGAUCGCCCAGCCUGCAGCCAGCCAGCUCAGCUCUCAGCGCUGGAGAGAGUCUGUAGCCAGGAGACCCAAGUCCUUACCCAUGCCCGAGGUCGAGGUGAAAGGUGAAAGUGCCCACUACUUCCUUUUGGUCCAAGGCGCGGACAGCGUCGGGCGUGGAGCCUGCCGGGUCAGGAUGCUGCAUUCAGACAGCCAGUUAAACGGAGCGGCUGCCAUGGCAACCAUUAGCAGUUUGCUGAGAGAGAGCUCCUUGUCAUCAGGACGAGCUGUAGGCGACAUCCUCCGCCCUCUGCCCUGUCUCCAAGGAGACCGCCUGCUAGAGAGAGAGAGGAAGGUGACUCAGGUUCAGACACUGGUACUCAAAGAAUAUCUCAAACAGAAACUAGAAGCCUCAGCUUCAACGGCCGUCCCCAUCAACGACCUGAAGGUCAUUCUGAGUCUUGCUAGAGAGCAGUAUCUGAAGACUAUAGACUCCUCUCUACCCCCUAGUGCCUCCUGUCUGACGGACGAGCCCAAAGCAUCCAGGAACGCGGGCAUAGACCGUUUUCAGACUAUUUCAAACAAGUGGUCUGACAUGCCGGAGAGAAGCGUCCUUCACAAUAUUGAGAACCUGCAGAGGAGGCGACAGAAGACGAGAUUUGGGCUCCUAGGACCAGGCUCCAGCGACAGCCUGCUGGGUCCUAAAGACAAUCCGAAGGGCUCCUCUACUUUACUGGAUGCCAAAGAACUUCUGAAGUAUUUCACUUCUGAUGGUUUGCCUGCUGGGGAGCUACAACCUCUGGCUGUCAAUAGAGGAAAUAAUGUGCCUCAGUUGUCGCAAGACCUUUCUCCUAGGAGAGUGAGCCAGAUGCCCUUCAGCAAGGCCUCACUCUCCCGUUACCACGGCAUCGAGUUCUGCCUGGACCGUCAGCAGUCCUUGGAGCGAGACCAGGCCUUUGUGCGGCUCCAGUCUCGCCUGAUCCGCCACGAGACCCAGACCACCUGUACCAAGGAGCCGUGCGCCCUCCCCUUUGCCCUUAGCCCCGCCCCCUCCCCCGCUGUGGCAUCAGAACCAGGAAGUGUGCCUGAUGGAGAGACUCUGCAGAAUGCUGAUGUAGCACGACUCAAGCGCAGGUCCUGGGAAACCGAUAUUGUUGGAGGUUAUCCUUGCAAAAGACUGGUGAAGUCAGAAAGCAGCGACUCCCUCUGCUCCCAGAGCAGCGGCAGCAGCGGGACACGCGCUGCCGUCAGGAGACAGCAACCAAGCAGAUCCCAGUCCUCUUCCUCUUCCAUCGCCCCUCCUCCUCCUUCAUCUGUGAAACGGACAUCCUCAGGUUUGGUGACACUUCCUUCGGACGACCAACCUAAAGCUCAACAGACGCAUCCUGAACAAAAACACGACAAAGCUGCCAAAGAGUCACGCUCCCAGAAACACAACAGGAUGUUGCAGGAGGUAGUAGUUAAAACACUCAAACACCACGGGAUCACUGCUGAGCACAAGUGCUUUGAGGCCUGCAGCAAAAGACUGUUUGAUAUCUCCAAAUUCUAUCUCAAGGAUCUGAAGACGUCGAGGGGUCUGCAUGACGAGAUGAAGAAAGCUGCCGGCAGCAACGUCAAACAGGUCAUUGACUGGGUGCUGGAGAAAACCUCCAAAAAGUGAUGAUGCUCUUGAAGAAGGACAAAAGAGCAACAUUACCAAAGUGUGAAAGCUUUUCUAAAGCUUCCAGUUGUUACAUUAAGCCUGUUUUAAUGAACAUAAUCCUUCAUUUUGUUUAAUUUAUUAAUUUUUUUGUUGUGCUAAUCAGAUUAAUGUGUUUCAGGCUCAGAUGCUGGAACCCUCUUUUUUUUCUUUUUUUUUUAACAGUUUCCAAAUGUGAUUUUAAAUUCUUUCCCACCUCGUUCUGUUUGUAAAUACUAUCAGAAUUUUAUGAGUUGUACAUAUUUUAUUUGUUUCAUAUUUUACAAUGCUUAGCACAAUAAAUGUCUUUGAUUUCAUUUUGUUGGCGGCGUUGCUCGACCCAAGCCCGUUUGUGCGUGUUGCAUUUUCAGCAGUAACGGCUAACAGGCCGGUCUGGACGGGAGCUGUUAUUCAGACAGUGAAAACAAAGCCGUGAGCGAGGCAGCACAUUUAUGCAGCGCUGAUUAUCACUGACAGUCAGAUUUGUCCUGUUUGUAUUAGUUCGUCCGCUGCACAGGCUAAUCAGCGGCGCUGCUAGGAAUCAUCCAUCCCCACUGGCACCACGUUGGCUUUAGUCCAAGAGGAGCUGGCUACAGGUUUCUGGCCAGAAAAACUUCUGCCUGAUGCCAAGUUAACAUAAAACAGCCUCAUUUUUGCAAAGUUGGAUCUAACAGGAACUUGCUUUUGAUGUUAAUUUGGGUUAUAAAUGAACUCUUUUUCAACAGGAUCGUUAUUUUCGCAUGUCUUCAUUUUUAUUAGGUUGAAACGUAACGAUUGUUUGUUUCCUCCUGAUGAGGAACAGCAUUAGACUGUCCUGUAGUCUGCGUCUGUCACACUGUUUCAGGGUAUUUCAGCUCAUGUACCCAGUGUAAUCCCACAUUUUGUGUGGGAGAAUCAGGGCACAAUAAUGAACCAGGACAACAUAUUACAGUUUACAAUUCCCCUAAUACAUGUACACACGGAGGAGGAGGCUCUUACUGUAUUUAUGCCAAUUAUUGCCCGCUAUAAAGUUAAGAAGCUUG